ACUGUUUUUGUAAGGCCCAUUCACCUACCCCACCUCUCUCUCUCUCUCUCUCUCUCUCUCUCUCUGUUCUGUAGGUAUUCCUGCCCUAAGAGAGGGAGAGAGGGAGGGAGAGUCCCUCCCCCAAAAAUCUCAGCCAUCUAUACAUUCAUUCAAAACAAAGAGCAAAAACCUUUGAUUGGAUCGGGCAAAACCCGCUUCCCAUCAGGAAUAACCGUUCACAGGCGACGAAGAAGAGAAACCAUGCGAUCUUCUCCUUACUCUUCUCCCUCCGAUCCCAGCCGUUGAUGGCCCUGCAAAUGACGUGGCAGCCAAAUCUCCACCGUCGCAAAUCGGGCCCACCUCUCGGCUUGAAGAACCUCGGCAACACCUGUUACCUCAACAGCGUCCUCCAGUGCUUAACCUACACGCCUCCUCUCGCCAAUUUCUGCCUCAAGAACCAACACUCCUCCCUCUGUGGAUCUUCGUCGGGCACAGCUGAUUGCCCCUUCUGCAUCCUGGAGCGCCGGAUCGUGCGGUCCCUCAGCAUCGACGUUGCCCAAGACGCCCCCUCCAAGAUCAGCAACUCCCUCAGGAUCUUCGCCGAGCACUUCCGCUACGGCCAGCAGGAGGACGCCCACGAGUUCCUCCGCUACGUCAUUGACGCCUGCCACAACACCUGCCUUAAACUCCUCAAGAGCAAGAAGCAGCUGCUGCACCAGCACCACCGCAAUGGCGGCGGCGGGCCGGCCAACGGAGCCGACCCGCUUCUGCACCGCCACGACACUGUCAUGAAGGAGAUCUUUGGUGGUGCGCUGCAGAGCGUCGUGAAAUGCCUGUCGUGCGGUGCUGAGUCCAGCAAGACAGAUGAAAUCAUGGAUAUCAGCCUUGAUUUGUUCCAAUAUAACUCCUUGAGAGAAGUUCUGCGCCGGUUCUUCCAACCAGAGACCUUGGAUGGCAACAACAAAUACAAAUGUGGCAAGUGUAAGAAGUUGUCAGCAGCUAAGAAGCAAAUGUCCAUUCUUCGAGCACCUAACAUCCUUGUCAUCCAGCUAAAGAGAUUUGAGGUCAUCCCUGGUGUGAAGAUUGAUCGGGCCAUUGCCUUUGAGGAGGUUUUAACGCUUUCAAGUUACAUGUGCAAAGCAAGCCAGGAUACACAGCCAGAGUAUAACCUUUUCGGCAGCAUUGUGCACUCAGGCUACUCAGUAGAUUCUGGACAUUAUUAUGCAUACAUCAAGGAUGCCACAGGCCGCUGGUAUUGUUGCAAUGAUCAUCAAGUUUCUCUCUCAACCCUGCAGGAAGUUUUGUCAGAGAAGGUUUAUAUUCUAUUUUUCUCUCGUAGCAAUCAAAGGCCGAGGCCAGCCAAAGGUGGUGGUUUCGCCAAUGGAAAGAAGUCUCCUGAUUGCAGUAGGAAUAAUGUAUCAGUUAACCAGAAGGCAACUGUCUCAUCGAAACUCCCACCCACAAGACCGCAUGGUGCACAUCAUUCUGAGAAGGAUAUUCCAACCACAUCAAAGAUUGGUAAAGCACCUUCAAGCCCACAGAUAAAGUUUAACCUUAAAUCCCCAGGAUCCAAAAGAAUUGAUGCAAAUGGGAAUGGUAACUCAAAGGUUCACAACAAUGGAUUCACAGGAAAGCACGGUCACCAUGAAGAAUCAUUAGGUCCCGAAAAGAUUAGGAUAUCAUUGGCGUCUAACUCCGCUGAAGAAUCAACUGUUGUACAAAAGCUAGAGAUGCCAUCUAUACCUAAUGAUAAGCAUGCUGAGGGUAAAAACUUUUCUGAUGGUGCGGAUUCUGAAAGCAAGCAAACAUUUUCAGUACCAAAUGGGAAAGGGGAAAUUCAGAGCGUUGGUGUUGAUUCAGAAAAAGCAGAAGUUCGUGAGGACACUGUUACUAGAAAUGUGGUUGCAGUAAGCAGAGAAUCGGGUCCUGGCCCUGUCUCAAAUGAGAAGGAUAAGUACCCCUCUGAUAUCCAAAGAUUUAAGAGAAAAUCUCCAGACAUUGAAAAAGUGGAGACUCCCCUUGCUAUUGAGUCGAGCAAUUUGCCCGAACAAGCUGCCUAUUCCGGGGAAAAACUUGAGGAGUUUAAAGAACUGCUUGCUAAGGAAGCAAUUUCAGAUUUACAUUCAUGUGGGUGGGUUGAUAAAGUGCACAGUUACAUGCGUGGAAAGAAGAGGUUGUGUGCACAAUCAGCAGGAGGCACUCCCAGUAACACUGAGUUAAAGAAGCUGCUGAUUGUGGAUGCUAAGCAGCAGUUCAUCUCCCAAGUUCCAGAAUCAUUAAAGGAGAAUCUUAUUCGACGCCUCAGAUCAGUUAGCGGCAGAAAACAGUUACUGGAUGUGUAAACAACUGAUGAUGUCUCUUGGCGUGUUUGGCUACCCGAGCUGGUGUAUAAUCUGUAUUACUCAUGUAUGCAACAUUUCAGCGACCGUUUUUUCUUCCAGGAAAUGAUAACGAUGGGUGCAUGGGAGAAUUCGAGUUCCAUAAGGACAGACUAAGCGGUAUUUGUGACCACUUCUUCUAGUGGAUCCAACACCUCGGCAAAGUUGUUUUCCCAGCCAUGAUGCUGCAGCCUGCUCUGGGCAGGGAAUGAGUAACAUUCUUGUGUAUGAUAUCCUUUUUGACAAUGUCUUCAAAGUGCGAACCUCAGUUCUUGAGGGCUUUCAAUUUUCCAUCAAAUGUGGCAAGAUAUGGUAUCAUUAGGACUUACCCAAUUAUUGAGUUCCUUAAUUAGAUGACCGGCGAGGUUUUACUUUCCUGAAAUACGUCGUACUUGCUCUAGAAAUUGUUGUUCAUGUUGACCUGUGGUUCUUCACGGUUGUGGUUUUGAAUGGGGGUGAGAUCACUUUGUGCUUUCAGGUUCAUGAUAUGCAAUCUUUUUUUAUUUGUCAAAAUGACGUUUUGAAUACAGGCGAACCCAGUAUUUGUAGGGGACAUUGAAUUGUAGUUUAUUUUCCUUGGGCGGAUUUUAACACUCAUAGUUAUCAUGCUGAA
Molecule: messenger RNA, 2970 nt
Organism: Magnolia sinica
Lineage: Eukaryota; Viridiplantae; Streptophyta; Magnoliopsida; Magnoliales; Magnoliaceae
Product: ubiquitin carboxyl-terminal hydrolase 25
Exons: 10
Coding region: 285-2321 (678 amino acids)
Biological process (GO): protein deubiquitination
Cellular component (GO): cytosol; nucleus
Molecular function (GO): cysteine-type deubiquitinase activity; cysteine-type endopeptidase activity
Source: RefSeq, a predicted model, not a curated record